AAAAAAUCUAAUUAAAGGUUCCACACAUAAUUUGUCUUUUAUGGGACUAGAAGUUCUGUGGUUUGCUGUGCUUUGUUUAAUCUACCCAAAGUUUUAUCAUUAGCAAUCAAGUUGUGCCAUGAAUCUGAAACUGCUUCAUGCUUUGUUCUCUCAGCUAUUUUAGUAUUACAAAGCAGGUUAUACUUUAAACCCUCAGUUAAGUUUAUAGUUUCCCUAAACUUAAAAAGCCCUACAUUAUAUAGUACGAUAGUAGGAAAAAUUUACAUAUAGGAGUUGAUAAUUGAUCAUGUAAUUACUCAGCAGCUUUCUGUGCACACAAAGUUACACAUAUUUAAAGAGGUACCAUCUUAAAACAGAAUCAGCACUUUAUAAAGGACUGGGUAUCAGUUAUGCCUUUAUUCUUAAGGGCUGAGGAUUUGUUUUUCUUUUUGUAGUUUACAUUCCUCUUGUUUUUCCCUGACAAAACAACUUUGCAUAAGUAGAACUAAAAAAGAUGCUUUUUAAUUCAACUUCUUCGUUUAUAAGUAAGCAUUGUAGAUGAUGGGUGCAAAAUACCUCUAGGACUGCUGCCAAAAUUGUAUCCAAACAAAUACUUCUUGGAAGGGCAGAAGAAACCCAGGUGGAAAUAAAUUUGCAAGUGUUUUCUUGCUCUUCUUUCCCAGGAUUUCUCAGAGCUGUAUCCCAUGCUCUGUGUCAUCAGGGGUGUGUGGUUCCCAGGAGCAGGAAAAUGUUGGCCAGACAUUUCCUCCUGGAUCUCAACAGAUAUGAACAAUGACCAUAGUUAACAAGCCAAAAUCUUCAAAGUCUAAAAAAUCUUCCUCAAGACGGUCUGACAAAUCUAUGAAACCCCGUACUAAAAAAAUGACGUCACGCACUGCAAGUUUGGGCCGGGUACCUCCAACAGAAGAUCCAAACAAAGUCUCUGUGGACAAAGGUCCUGGGGGGCAUAUUUAUUGUAGAUCAUCUCAAAAAUCAAAGCCUUUUGCCCAAAGAGAUCUAGUUGUUAACGAUGGCAUUGCUCCGCCACAAAGAAUUCUUUUUCCGCCUGAGAAAAUCUGUAUGGAUUGGCAACAAACACAAAGUGUUGGAGUUGGGCUGCAGAACCUCGGCAACACAUGUUUCCUUAAUUCUACUCUCCAGUGUUUGACCUACACGCCUCCUCUUGCCAAUUACAUGCUUUCACUUGAGCACACCAAGUCAUGUCAUGUAGAAGGAUUCUGUAUGAUGUGCACAAUGGAAAGUCACAUCAACCAGGUCCUGUGUUGCUCCAAUAAUGCCAUCAAACCUACGUCUGUUAUCAAUGGCCUUAAAAGAAUAGGAAAACAUUUCCAUUUUGGCAGUCAAGAGGAUGCACAUGAAUUCUUAUGCUUCACUGUCGAUGCUUUACAGAAAGCUUGCUUGAAUGGAAGCACCAAAUUAGACAGAUCUUCUCAAGCCACCACACUUAUUUAUCAAAUAUUUGGAGGAUAUCUAAGAUCUCGAGUAAAGUGCUUGAACUGCAAAGCAGUGUCAGAUACGUACGAGCCAUUUCUCGACGUUACUCUGGAUAUAAAGGCAGUUACAUCUGUCACCAGAGCUCUAGAACAAUUUGUGAAACCGGAACAGCUGGAUGGUGAAAAUAGCUAUAAGUGUAGCAAGUGCAAAAAGAUGGUUCCAGCAUCAAAGAGAUACACAAUACAUCGCUCUUCCAAUGUUCUCACAAUAUCACUGAAAAGAUUUGCAAAUUUUACAGGUGGAAAGAUCAACAAGGAUGUAAAAUAUCCUGAAUAUUUGGAUCUUCGAGCAUAUAUGUCCCAAUCUAUUGGAGAACCCCUCAUCUAUGCUUUAUAUGCAGUUCUUGUACAUAGUGGCUUCAACUGUAAUGCUGGACACUAUCUCUGCUUCAUUAAGGCUGGUAAUGGACUUUGGUACCGAAUGAAUGAUGCCUCAGUAGAGCUUUCUGAUAUCAAAACAGUUCUCAAUCAGCAAGCUUACGUACUUUUUUAUAUCAGGCGCUACGAUCUGACGCUGGGGGAGCGAGCGUUUUACCUGCCCGCACCCUCCUACCCCCGCUCCUUCCUGGGCCAGCGCGGGGCCAACAGCAAGCAGGCUGCCUUCAUGGGACCACGCCUUCCUCCUCACAUGAUGAAGAGCUCAAAUCGUUUAAAUGGAAAUGGACCCUUAAAAGAAGAUCCCAGUACUGUUGGUGUUGCUGUAAAAAGGCCAUCUUCAGCUCCACCAACAGCUUGUGUUCAAAACUGGGCGAUUUCCAGGCCUUCAAUGGCAGACCCUUCCAAGCCCCAGAAGAUCACCAUCAGUAUUCACAACAAGCUGCCCACACGGCAGGCGCUGCCGCAGGAGUGUCCGAGCAGCGCUGUGGAGGAGGAGGAUCUGAAGCCCCUUCCUUCAGCCACAAUUACAAACUCUUCCACAGCAGAGCCUACCUCAAACCUCUCCACAGUGUCAGUUGCUACUAAUGUCUCCAAGCAGGAGGUUCCUGAUGAAAUCUUUGUUGAGCCAGCAGUGAAUGGAAACCCUAAGCUCUGUUCUGAUAGCAUGGUCCCUUACGGUGCAGAACCUUCAGGAAAAUCCGAGGAGUCCAAGGGCUUGUUCAAAAGGAAUUGCAAUGUCAUAUCUUCCAAUGGAAUUCUGAUUGGGAAGGUGGUCCGUACAUUGCAUAACUCCCAUUCAUCCUGUCAGAAUGCUGAAGAAAGAUCCCAGCAUGAGCUGCCAAAACUUGAUUCCUUAAAUGGUGCUAUUAGUUUAGAUAAUGAAUAUAAAGAAAAUGGACUGAAACUUGAUGAUUCCACUUGCCAAGUCCAACCCAUUAAACCUUCUGAGAUUUUCUUCUCUAAAGCAAAUGGAGUGCUUGAAACGAUGCCUAAAGCUUUGUCACCAGAUCCUCAAGGUAUCUUAGAAUCUCUUACAUACAGCCAGUUGAACAGCUUGUCAGAGGAAAAAAGUGUCUCUGGACCUCAGAAAUCUUCUGACAAUGAUGGAGUUAUGGAAACUGUGGUGAUGGAAGCACUGUUUGCCUAUGAAGAAUCCAGGAAGGUUCCUUCCAACUUUAGCUGUGAGGUUGAGAAACUUUUUACUCAAUCAGAUUCUGAAAACAUUUUUACCAAAGAAGAAGUUGCUGAAAGUAUUAUAACAAAAGCUGAUAAUGCACAUCUCAAUAUCAAUGGUCAGCACAAGGUUAGGAAAAAAUCUUUGGAUACUGAAGGUGAAUUCCUUGGGCAGUGUGAGUCUGAAGACAUCAGAGAUAAAGACAAACUAAGAAGAUCAAAAGAACCUGAACUCAUUUCAAAAGAAAAUCCUUUGUACAUCAAAGGGUCUCCUGAGAGCAAAGAAAAAUUAGGGCAAACUUCCUCUAUAAAGCCUGACAUUGAAUGUAGUUCUAAAAAACUUGCAUCUCUAGAUAUUACAGAUAAAUGCCAAGAUACAAAGGACAUUUCUAAUAACUAUGUAGAGGUACCACCCGUUAAUGACUCUUCUAUUACAAAGCUGGAUAAAGUAUUGGAAAGUCAAUUUUCUAGAGCUGAUGAGGGACUGAGUAAUAAAAUAAGUGAAGAUGAUGAUGAUAAAUAUAUGAAAAAAAAUAAGAAAAAAAUUCAUGACUCUAAAAGAACUGACAAAGAGCACUACCGGAGGAAGAGAGAAAACUCGGACACUGAGGAGAAGGAGAGGCAAAGCAGGAACAAACCAGAUGAUCAUUCCCACAGGAGGAGGAGCUCUCACAGCGUGGAAACAAACAAGCAAAGUCGUCAUAAGCAGGAGUAUUGCAGUGAGAGCAAGUACAGAUCCUCCCACAACGAAAGAAACAGUCCCAGUAAUGGCAGGAGCUCAGGAAAAUAUUCCCGUUACAGAUCCCGGAGCAGAGAAAGGACAGAUCCAGACAGGAACAGAUAUUAUUAUCCCAAAGGAGACAGACCUUGGAUUAGAGAAAGAUACUAUCAAGAUGAACCACGGAGAUGGGAAAAGUGCAGAUACUACAAUGAUUAUUAUUCCUCCCAUGGAACAAGGGAUGGUAGGGAGAGGAAGUCCUCUCAUUGUGAUAAAGACUAUGACAAAUUGAGCCAAGCUUACAGCAGGUCACACAAGGAUUAUCAUUGCAAAAGCAGAUGGGCUCACAGCACACUCUCCCGAGAGGAGGAUGUGCAUCACUUCAGCAGCCACAGAGCAAACUUCCACCAUUGUUCAGUACCUCAGCAGCACUCAGAAAAAUACUCUCGUGAAAGGCAUGCACUUCCACCAGUGUCAGCUCACUCAAAUUUUGAGGACUCUUCCCGGGAAAAUGAAAAACUAAGAAAUGGCAAAAGAAAAUACUCCCACCAAGAAGAAAGUGGAAGUGACAUAGAAAAGAAAUGCCGAAAAACAGAUGACCAAAGAAUCAAAAAGUAUAAGAAGGUCAAGAAGAAAAAGAAGUCCAAAGAUAAACAUCGAGAGAAGGACUACAAACUUUAUGAUUUGGAUUGCUCUGUGCUCCACUUUGACAAUGACAAUCGCAAACAUAAGAAAAAGAAGAAAAAGAAGAAGCACGAAAGGAAACUGAAUGACUUAUUAGAAUAUUUAGAUCCUCGUUUCCAGAAGAAAACAUGGGAGAAGAAGGAAGAGUCCCGUCCUCCAGAUGACCAUUUAUGUGAGCAAUACAGAAACCAGGGCACUAAACAACCCUACAAGGAAGAGAAGCCUUCUGGUACAGGUGACAGCAAGAAAUACAGCUCCAUGGCAUCCACUGAGUAUGUCAGAGUUGUGGAGCUGACUGAAGAAAGCCUUCAAUACUCAGACUGAACCCACCACCAACCCCAAGGACUUCUGACCACCAACCCCAACAACCCUUCACCUUCAAAACCAACAACUUCUCAUCAUCAAAACCAACGACUUCUUACCUUCAAACCUGACAUUACCGAUAGUGACCAUCAAAACUUAAAAUUUAUUAUCAAUUACCAUCAAGACAAAAUCCAGUCAUAAGUGGUGCUUAACAUUUCUGUACAGAAUUUUACCAUAUAAGAACUUUUUUUUAGUUUUUAACUUGAGACUUUCUUUUUUAAAAUAUACUUCUAAUCCAAAAGGGUGAAAACUUUUUACAACUGCUGAACAUUGUAAAUUACCACAUGAAUAUCUCACUGAGCUGAGAUAAUGCCCUGGAAUAGACCAUCUCAAAUGCUGCUUAAUUACAGACUCAGGUUGACUUUAUGUUAUUCAUGUAAUGUUACUCCAAGUUAAGACAUCUGGUGCAAGAGCGACCAGGAAUUAUAAAAGUUGCAACUGACAGUCUGUAUAUUUAAUUUAAAGACUUAUUUAAAACUUCACGAGUUUUGCAAGAGCUUCAUUUUUUUUUUCUGUGGUCUGACACUAGAAACUAAUUUACUUCACAUUUGAGUUAUAUUCAAGAUCUGAAGAAAAUCUUCUGGUUUUCAGCAUUGUGAAACAACGAAUAUGCAGUUCUGAAUGUAUCUCUCAAGACUAUUUGUAUAUUGUUCUAUAUGUUUUUAUUACAUUUUCUUAAUAUACUGUCAUUUGUCUUAAGUCUCAGUUGUCCGUUUUGUCUCUCUAAAGUGUCUAGUUACAGACAAAUUCAUACUGUGAUUUUUAUUUUUAUUAUUAAAUGCUAUCAAACUGUGAUGCACUUAUUAUUCACUGGUCCUGCAUCAGGAGAUGAGUGGGGAACCUGUAUUAAAUACAGUUCAUCUGAAUAAUCUGUCUGGUUUAUACAAGCUGUGUUGUUCAGAGAUGUCUAAAGUUUGAUCUUUGUUUUUUUAAAGAUAAAAAGCACUUGCCCCACUGUAAAUAUAUAGCAUGUAAAAUUUAUAUAGUAUAUAAAUACAGCAAAGUUAAAAUGGAUUUUUACUUGAGUUUUACUUGAGUUAUUUAACGUGCACUGUGAGUUGGGAGCUGACAGCUGUCAGAGUGUGUUUGACACUUGAGGAGUCACAUCUUCCUCUCAGUGCAGGGGAGAAGAUGCUGUUGUGUGAGCAGAGAAGAUCAGGAACCUGGGACUGCAGCUGCCUAGCCAAGGAUGCAGAAGGCUUCUCCUUUGAACUUAAAGCUUUCAUAGCCAGGUACCCAGCUGGGAGCUUGGUACUGUGUGUGACAAAAAAAAAAAAAAAAAAAAAAGUAAAAAAGAGCAAGGUUAAUGUCUCACGCACUAAAUACUUAAAAAUAUUUUGGUACAUGGAGAACACCAUUAAGCCAAACCAUAAUGUACCUGCAUAAUGUUCCUAUGGCAACAGUUAUGUGAUGUUACAUAAAGUAACAUGGCAAAGUAACCAACAUUCCUGUCCUGUAUCUGGCUUUUUUUUCUUUUCCUCUUUUGUCCUCUGGCUCCGAGAUUUGGUGUCUUGUCCUUUGUCUGAUGAGUAACUCCUGCACAAAUGUCUAAAAGGAGUUUGUGUUGUUGCUGUGCCUCCCUUCAGAGCCCCACAGGCACCAACUGCCCCCAGUGUGGCUCUGGAGCAGGGAGGGCACUCAGUGACACUGCCCCAGAGCUGGGGAGCAGCAGCACCUGCUUCUAAUUGCUAAUUGAGGAAACUAAUUAAUGCUCCAGGAGCAGAGAUCCGCUUCCCCCCUACAUCUGACUGAAACUCCUGGCAGGGAACGGAUAAAAUACCUCAAUUUAGGGUGGCUCUCAAGGGAAACCAGCUUUUACUGGAGCCACACUCACGUGGUAACACACUUCACUGAAACAUUUUGCAGUUGAAGGGUUUUUUUCUCUGAAAAAUUAAACCUGGUAAUUUAAAUUACUGUGCCUAAAGGUAGGGAAAAGAGGCCUUUUACUUGCAAGAGCAGUUGUAAAAUUAAACCUUAACCUCUUAAGAGUCAGCAAUUGCCUCCCAUGUAUUCCUGGUAAAGGAGGAGGCAGUACAGUUUCACACUUUAUUUUGAGAAAAUUGACAGGUUUAAGCAACACAUCUUAAUGAUAAAUGAAAACAUUAAUAUUGCAGUGGCUUUACAUAAGAACAUCACCGUUAUAACAAUGAUUGAUACAGAAUAUUUGUCAUGCAAAUCACUUGUAUACACCAAGUAAUACUCAUAUCAAUACAUACCUGUACAGUAUUUACAUUUUAUAUUUAAACUCUAGCUAGAAACAUUUUCCAAGAAAAUAUAGAAAUGAAACUGGUAAGCCACAAGUCUUAAUUUGUAGUAUCUGGUCUACAACAGACCUAGCUUUUCCAGCAAGCAUAUCUACAUAGAUAUGUAAUAAAUCUUAAAAAUAUGCAGUUUUUUUAUAUAUGAAGCAUUAUAAAUGCUGCUCACUUUAUAAAGGUUCUGUUUUGUACCAGUUUAAAAUGGUUCAAAAUGCUAAGUGACGCAGAGCUUAUUUUGUCAGAAUAUUGUAAAAUUUAAGUCAGUCCAGCUGAGCUUAUUAAGUUUUGUGUACAGUUCCCUCCCAGCUGCACUGGCACCACAGCUCUCACUGCUCCUGCAGCUUUAGAGGGCAGGGUCAAAAGCAAAGAGCUCAAGAAUUACUCAACUUUCAGUGCCACAGGAAGGGAGAACCUGUUGUCCCCAGAGGACUUUUCCUCAGCAUGGCCAAACUGUAACAGAUCCUGCUUUAGGCCACUGAGCAGCCACUUUCAGUAGCCACUCCUGGACUUGAAGCCCAAUAAAAAAGGGAAAGGUUGAGAGAUUUUUCUUCACCCUCGUGGAUAGUACCUGAUAUGGCCAAAAUUUUCACAAGCCACUUUGUUUUACUGGCCUCGUGGCCAGUGGAAAUUUUGGGCCAGUUUCACUCCCUGUUAAUACUGUUACAAAGAACAUUUGAAAUCAAAUAUUACUACACACAAAAACGCUAUUCCAUUAGCUUUGGUAAAUUAAAUAGAUACACUGAGCACCACAAGUAGCUGUUUAAGAUGUUGCAUUUCAAUGCUAAGAAAUAAUAUAUUUCCUGCUAUAAUAUCCUCAGUUACAUGUUACUCUAAAUAAUUAUUUCUGCUGGAUAUAAGAACUUCAAACUAAAUACAGCAAAUUAACUGUCAAGGCCUUUCCUUCAUGCUUAUAGGCAGACAUCCUCACCUGGUUAAAUAAAUAGAUUUCCUCAAAGGUGGCAUUUCAAAAAAUAAGAAUUGAUACAAACGUGCUUCAUGGCUUAUUAAUGCUUUUGUAAUCUCACAUUCCUCCAGAAAUACUGCAUUUGCUGCCUUUCACCUUUAUGCUCACUAGUACCACUGAUUUGGCUGUCACUAUUUGCAUUACAAAUCUACUUGUCCAAAACAAAAUGUCACUGCAGAACUGAAGACUCAAAGUAAGUGCUGGCAGCAGCUCCAUCAUUGUGCUGCUUUGCAAACACAGGACACACAACUUAAUUCAUUUCUAUAAAGAGUUUAAAUGUGUUCCAUUAAGAAAAGAUAUCCCCACACUGACACUUAUUCAAGGAUUCUACCUCCUCUGGCUGAGUUUUACUCCUUUGGAAGCACUAAGAUUUAAACAUUCACCCAAGCAAUUCCACACACCCUGGGGAAAAUCUAAAAUGCAGGAAGGCUUACUUUGUUCUUUUCCUCUCAGCCUCUUUUGCAAACAUGCAAUAAAGCAAAACACUCACAAGGCUGACACCCCAUGCAAAACAAGGCAAAUCAGUAAGACAGAACAGUGAAACAGACUCUCCCUUACAGUUCAAAGGAGAUUUCAAACAGAUCAGCUUGGUAAGUCUGUGGGUUUGCCAGUGCAGCACAUCUCCCUGCAACAGACCCAGAGGUGCUCCCAUAACCAACAAGCAAAGCUGCUUUAACAUUUUGGGUCUCCAACACAUUCACUGGCAUAGUAGGCAGGGAUCAGGUUCAACAAGUUUGGGAAAAA
Molecule: messenger RNA, 8775 nt
Organism: Catharus ustulatus (Swainson's thrush)
Lineage: Eukaryota; Metazoa; Chordata; Aves; Passeriformes; Turdidae
Gene: USP42
Product: ubiquitin specific peptidase 42
Exons: 17
Coding region: 772-4770 (1332 amino acids)
Biological process (GO): protein deubiquitination; regulation of apoptotic process
Cellular component (GO): nucleus; cytosol
Molecular function (GO): cysteine-type deubiquitinase activity; cysteine-type endopeptidase activity
Source: RefSeq, a predicted model, not a curated record